AGAGGUUGGGCUUCCUGUUUUCCUUUGGCGGUUUUUGCCGCGGUGUAUGGAGUUUGCACCAACAUGGGCAGCAGAAAGACCCCCAUACGGGAGGCCGACGACCCAGCGCGUAAUGAGGACAUGGGGGAUGCGGACGGGGACAACGGGAGCCGUAGACAGAUCCGGCAGGACUAUAGAGAGCUCAUACAAAACGUGAUGCAUAACAGGGAGGACAUGCUGAGCUCUAAAAGUAACAAGCUGACGGAUACUCUUGAGAAUGCCAACAAACUCUUUUCAGCGGUAUCUCGCCCCAGAGAGGCCGCGCUUGAUGCUCAGUUACUGGUUUUGGCGUCAAAUAUUGGGAAGGAGAAAGCCUCUCAGCUUCACACAGACAUGGCUGUGUUUGAUCCUACAUCCUUCGCAGAAGACCUGCUGUCAUUCAUGGGUAUAAAUCGCAUGGAAAAUCCAGAAAGUGAUAGUGAAGAUGACAGUUUUGGAAAGGGGUAUUUGCCAGCAGACGCUUGGCAUAAACUAGGAACUGAGGCUGAUAAAUAUUUCAAAAGAACUCCAACGUUUCACUAUAUGUUAGGGUCCUUCAAGGCUGAACCUCCAGUUGUUCGACAACGAAUUGAAAGGCAGAGGAAGAACAACAAAGCAGAGGAGAUGAGAGUGAUGCCAGCUCAAUUGAAAAAAAUGGAAGAGUCUCACCAGGAAGCAACAGAGAAGGAAGUGGAACGAAUCCUGGGAUUCCUCCAGACUUACUUCAAAGAUGACCCGGACACUCCAAUUUCUUUCUUUGAUUUUGUGAUUGACCCAAACUCUUUUGCUCGUACAGUUGAGAAUAUUUUUCAUGUCUCCUUUAUAAUCAGGGAUGGAUUUGCUGCAAUAAAGCUUGAUUUUGAUAAGCUACCUGUAAUAGAACCCGUAGCUCAGGAGAACGAGUCAAACAUGGACAAGGACAAUCAGCCUAGGUAUCAGGGUGUCAUAUCGCUCAGCCACCAGGACUGGAUGGACAUCAUAAAAACGUUUGAGAUUACUGAACCCAUGAUUCCUCCACCAUGAAGUGCCAUAAAA
Messenger RNA from Spea bombifrons (plains spadefoot toad), 1053 nucleotides. RefSeq names its product NSE4 homolog A, SMC5-SMC6 complex component (gene NSMCE4A). The record is from RefSeq and is a predicted model, not a curated record. Gene Ontology annotation, cellular component: nucleus; Smc5-Smc6 complex. The coding region runs from base 64 to 1041 and encodes 325 amino acids. NCBI's taxonomy places the organism in Eukaryota, Metazoa, Chordata, Amphibia, Anura, Pelobatidae. The transcript has 10 exons. Gene Ontology annotation, biological process: DNA repair.